This is a messenger RNA of Solea senegalensis (Senegalese sole), 3622 nucleotides long. RefSeq names its product MLLT3 super elongation complex subunit (gene mllt3). Lineage: Eukaryota; Metazoa; Chordata; Actinopteri; Pleuronectiformes; Soleidae. The coding region runs from base 101 to 1894 and encodes 597 amino acids. Gene Ontology annotation, cellular component: super elongation complex. The transcript has 14 exons. Gene Ontology annotation, biological process: regulation of DNA-templated transcription. The record is from RefSeq and is a predicted model, not a curated record.
UCCAGAAGACCAUGUCCGCCGUCACAGGAGAGCCGUCCUCACCUCUGCUCUCGUUUAAAACUCAUUCUCCAUGAAAUAACAGGAACGCGCGGCCUCCAGCAUGGCCAACUCGGGUGCUGUUCAGGUGAAAUUAGAACUUGGUCACCGUGCCCAAGUGAGAAAGAAACCCACAGUGGAAGGCUUUACCCACGACUGGAUGGUGUUUGUCCGAGGACCAGACCACGGCAACAUUCAGCACUUUGUGGAGAAAGUAGUUUUUCACCUGCACGAAAGUUUCCCUAAGCCAAAAAGAGUGUGCAAGGAUCCGCCGUACAAAGUGGAGGAGUCCGGAUACGCAGGCUUCAUCUUGCCUAUUGAAGUUUACUUCAAAAACAAGGAAGAACCCAAGAAAGUUCGCUUUGACUACGACCUGUUCCUCCACCUGGACGGCCACCCGCCUGUCAAUCACCUCCGCUGUGAGAAGCUCACCUUCAACAACCCAACAGAGGAGUUUCGUAGAAAGCUGCUGAAAGCAGGAGGGCAACGGGAUCCUCACAAACGAAGUUCAGAAGACUCAAAAGUGAUGGUAAUGCAGGAAGGCUCCACCUCGCUGUUCGGCCAGCACCUGAAGCUGCCUACACUUCCCAACAGCUCGCUGACGUCCAACUUCUCCGACCCGAAGAAGAGUAAAAGCUUCCUCGGGUCAAAGGAUGGCUCCAAAGGAAGUGGGACGACGCUUCUCACCACUGCCACAACCACCAGCACCAACAGCAGCAGCUUCUCCAAACUAUACAAACCAUCCAAGGACCACAAAGACAAGCCUCCGAAAGACUUGAAAGAGCCCAAAAGUGCCUUCAGAGACUCUGGCUGGGAGACCAGCAAAGCCCCCAAAGAACCUUCCAGGAAACCCAAAGAGAACCAGCCACUUAGAGAUCCUAAGAUGGGCUUCAAGGAACCCAAGUCUCUGUCCAAGGAGCAUCGAACUGAGGGUAUCACGCAUGGGUCGGGGAUAAACAAACGUCUGUCCACCCUCGACACUGACGAUCACAUGGCCAAAAAACGCAAAAAGGGAUUUGUGGAUUCAUCGGGGAAGCAGACGUCGGUUCCCGAUGCUCCACAUCCGGACAAGAAACUUUUGAAGGAUAGAUCGCAAAUGCGAACGCUCAAAUCGCGGUCAGAAGGCGAGGACGUGGAGCGCAAGAAGGUGCCGGCGCUUCCUCCAUUCCAGGAACUCGUGGAUCCCAAUGACUCUGAUAUGGAGGACCAAUCCAACAAGUCAGAUUCCGAACAGCCGAGUCCAGCCAGCUCCAGCUCCAGUUCAGGCUUUGCUCCCACCCACCACAAACGACAAGUUGUGGACUUCAUCAUCAGGAAACGGGUGGCUCUCCCUGCCCCCACCCACACAGUGUUGGGCCCGCUGCAGUCAGUCUUGCAGGACCUUCACUCCGACGACCACGACGAGGACUCGGAGGACGACGAUGACAAUGACAUGGACUCGGACAUGGAGCGACUGGCGCACACACACAUCACACAUCACCAGCGCAGGGUCAGUUUAAGUGACGGCAGUGAGAGUGACAGCUCCUCGCCUUCACCCCCCUCCCGCAACGAAGCUCCACCCUUAUUAAAGACUACUAACAACCAGAUCCUGGAAGUGAAGAGUCCCACCAAGCAGAGCAAACAGGACAAGAGCAAAAACCUAGACUGUGAUAAGGCUUACCUGGACGAGCUGGUGGAGCUGCACAAAAGACUCAUGACACUAAGAGAAGGUCACAUACUGCAACAGAUCGUGAACCUGAUCGAAGAGACGGGACACUUUCACAUCACAAACACUACAUUUGAUUUCGACCUUUGCUCCUUGGACAGAAGUACAGUCAGGAAACUCCAGAGUUACCUGGAAACCUCCGGCCUGUCCUGAGGCCCUGAGCAGCAGCUGGCUGCUGGAUCUCUGUCGCCACUUUUGAUUUUUCUGACGUUUCUUGAAUUAAAAAAAAAAACAAACAAACAAAAAAAAACAACUCCUUUUGGAUGCAAUGCAAAACGCCUCCCGCUCUGGCUGGGUCCAGCUACUGUGUGUGUGUGUGUGUGUGUGUGUGUCCAGCUCCUGCUUGUUGGAACGGGGCUCUCUGAGCGAAGAGCUCGUCCCACUGCAGAGAGCAGAGCCAGGAGUGGUGGGAAUGAGCGCGGUGGAUCAGGAGAUCACCUAGAAAGCCUUGAAAAAAAAAAAAAAAGGGAGUGUGGAGUGGCGAGACCGUGUUGCUCUUAAUGAAUGUGCAUAUUGUUACCAUGUAUGUUCCUUGAUUUGUUGUACAUUGUGACAAAUGCAUGGUCAGCGUUGCCUUACAAACAAAUUGUCUUAUUUAUUGAAUUUAAUUUGCAGGCGUGUGUGUGUGUGUGUGUUUGAAAUGGCGAAAAAAAUGAAAAGCAGCAGAAUCAGACUUUUGUUAAAGCACUUCAUAACACGUACAGUACCACAUCAUGGAUAUAUCACUCAACAUGUUACGGACUUGAAUUAAAACCAAAUCAGACUGGGGAGCAAAAAAAAAAACAAACUGCCGCAGCAGGUGUGAUUUUUCUUUUCCAAUUCUGUCAUGUGUAACGGUGAAAGACAUUUUUCAAUUUGCAUUAUGGCCUCUCUGCAACAGUGAGAAAAUAUAGAAACAUGAUCGGGCGAUAACCCGGUCCUGUUGUAGCUCCGUCUCUCAAAAAAAAACCAAAAACACAAUUUAUUCAUUUUUUUGUAGCCUUUUCUUUUGGGUUUUUUGAAAGAUGGCGUAUAAGAUCGGGGUUAAAGCCUGACCUUUGGUGACGUAUAAUAUUUAUGUUUGGAACAGAAGGUUGCUGUUGAACUGCAUAUUUAUUUGAAGAUGUCAUCGGCAAAGAUCGGGCUACAAAAAAAAACGGAACAGGAAGAAUCGCCGAAUAAUGAUUUAUGAACUCUUAUCCUGUGGUUUAUUGAUAAUGAACUCUACAAAGACCAUGCAAGGUCGCGGUUUACACGUUCCAAUGUGGACGACCACGCACAUUUCCAAUAACUCGCUGUAAAGUGGACAUUUUCGUCUCGGUGAAUGAUUUUCAGUUCGAAUGCGUUUUGUUAUAUACGGGGCUUUAAAACCCCACCUUUUCUUAAAUGUCCUUUCAAAGAACACAAAUGUGUAUUUCAAUCGUUGAAUUCACUGGAACGGGACUCGUGAAACUCAUCUGACCUUUCUUUUCCGAACGCAAUGACGCUGCUUCAUUUCUGCUGACUCAUUCUCUGCUACUGGUGUCAAAAGUCAAAUCAGGGGAUUCACUAUAGUUCACUCAUGUUCAUCUACGGAAUACGAUUUAGAUGAAAUCCUAUCUUUGCCUUUGGGGGAAGAAAUGACUCAGCAUUUCUGAAAAGUCUGAAAAGGAGUUUUAAAAAAAAAAAAAUAAUGACUGACGGGUUCUGUUACGGGUCUUUAGAAGAUAAAAACAAGGUAUUUUAUUUAUUGUGUUAAAGUUUCAGUCGCUCAAUCAAAUCUCAAGCGCAAACCUUCAACAGAGGACAAACGGGUGGUCCUUUCCAAAUGACCUUAAAGGGGUUUUACCCUGUCUUAUAGUUUCUUGUGUACUUUGAGGACAUACAAUAAAUAUACUGUAUGAUGUACAGAUGAGUUGCUAA